AUGGCUUCUGCUGUUCCCGCCCAAACCAUCGACGCCGAUGAACUUCUGUUAUGCUCGAUUCUCCACCGAACCGACUUCGCUUUGCAGAUAAACGCCAAUCCUAACGUAUGGGCGGAGGAAAUCACCUCCAUGCUUCACUCCUCCGCCGUCACUCUCCCCUCCGUCGAGCUUGCUCACCGUCUAGUUUCUCAUUUCUUUUGGAACUGUCACGGUCCUACCGCUUGGAAGAUUCUUGAUGUUUCUGCCUCCCGCAAUAUCAUCCCUCCCUUGCUCCUCCUUGCUCUUCUCUCCACCAGGAUUGUUUAUUGUAGGAGACUUCAACCGAUAGCUUAUAAACUUUACUUGGAACUCGUUAAGCUACAUGCGUUUAUGCUGGAAACUCAUUUCAAUUCUCCUAACAACCAAAUGAUUAUGGAAUCAAUUGAUGAUGUUAUUAAGCUUUCUCAAAUAUACGGUCAAAAGGAUUGUGAACCAGGAGUUGUUCUUGUGGAAUUUGUCUUCUCAAUUUUAUCGCAGUUGCUUGAAGCAUCUUUAGAUGAUGAAAGGUUAUUAUAUAAUAUUCCAGAGAUUAAGCCAAGAUGGCUAAGCAAUUCACAUGAUAUGGAUAUUGAUGUGCCUGACUGCAACAAUAGAAUGCAUCGUAGGCAGAAGGAGUGGUUGCUGAGGGAAAAUACAAAGUUGGCUAUUGAGAUCAUUGUAGAAUUUUUGCAGAAUAAAAUGACAUCAAGGCUUCUUUCCUUAGUUCAUCGAAACAUGCCAUUACACUGGGGAUCUUUCAAUUACCAAAUGCAGUUGCUUGCAUCAAACUCUUCACUUUUGAGGAAUUUGAAACAUAAUGCAAACACCCUUUUAUCUUUAAUGGAAAAUAUUCGUGUGGGUGUAUCUCAUGAACGCAAUACAAAAUCUAAGCUGGAGUCUAAUGUAGUAGUCACACCUACUGGUUCUCAAAUAUCUUUUGCUGGUCAAUCUUAUGGUAGUAGUUGGUCUUCACUCUGGCUUCCUAUUGAUCUUAUACUUGAAGAUGCUUUGGAUGGAGGGCAAGUAGCAGCUUUUAGUGCUAUUGAAAUUAUUACUGGUUUGGUAAAGCUUUUACAUUCAGUAAGUGGCUCUAAGUGGCAAAAUACAUUUUUGGGUUUAUGGACUGUAGCACUACGGUUGGUUCAAAGGGAAAGGGAUUUAAAAGCAGGCCCUAUACCUCGUCUUGAUACCUGCAUGUGUUUGCUGUUGAGCAUUACAACCCAUGUGGUUGCAAAUAUUGUUGAAGAAGAAGAAAGUGAGUUGAUUGAAGAAGCUGAACGCGGCCCUUCAAAUCAAGGAAAAAGUAAAUAG
Vicia faba (fava bean) is the source of this 1329-nucleotide messenger RNA. Lineage: Eukaryota; Viridiplantae; Streptophyta; Magnoliopsida; Fabales; Fabaceae. The record is from the annotation of a GenBank genome assembly.